This is a messenger RNA of Anopheles marshallii, 1686 nucleotides long. Its product is annotated as serine proteinase stubble-like. Gene Ontology annotation, molecular function: serine-type endopeptidase activity. The transcript has 2 exons. Lineage: Eukaryota; Metazoa; Arthropoda; Insecta; Diptera; Culicidae. The coding region runs from base 19 to 1686 and encodes 555 amino acids. Gene Ontology annotation, biological process: proteolysis. The record is from RefSeq and is a predicted model, not a curated record.
AGUGUUUCGUUAACCACAAUGAGUGGAAGGUGGCGUUUCGUUGUUAAUCGAGCCGUUGUGGUAAUGCUACUAGUCGGACAUUUCCCGACGAUACAGACAGCAGUGAUCGGAAAUCAACAACAGCCGUGUACUACAAGCAGCAAUAAAGCUGGUUAUUGCAUGCCGAGUUGCCCUGAGCAGGAAAUUGUUGAUCUGCGGACAAGUGCGUCUUGCACUGGUGACUCUCGGUACUGUUGCCCAAUAGUGGAUAAUAAUCCAGCAUGGAGAACAAAAGCACAAUAUACCGAAUGUGACAGUAAUAGAGGAUAUUGCGUGAAAAAUGGCAUGUGCAGUGUUCCUACGUACCGAUUUCGCUCGAACAGAUGUCCAUCGUUCGAGGAAAUUUGCUGUCCUAAGGGUGCUUUCCAGGAAGAGUCUAUUUCAACUCAAAUCGUUAUUACUACUGCUUCUUCCACAACUACUACUACUACUACAACUACUGUUGCUACUUCCGAUGUAACUACCACUGCUACUACUCCAGCAGGUACUAUUAUGGACAUUACAAAUCCGGAACUGGUCACUUCCUCAAUGACUACCAUUAAAAUGGAUUCUUCUCCAUCCACGACACCUAUCUCCACUCGUCCUUAUGAGGAUUGCAUUGAAUGUGAGGCAAUGGAACCACCAUUAUCCACAACCGCAACAUCGUCUGAUUCGCAGAGCAUAACAGGGACGGCAACCGAAUCCGUUUUUUCGACAAUGAAUCCAACUUCAGAUUGGCCUAGCUCCGUUACAGCCCCGACCACUGAAAAGUCAGAUACCAUAUCCAACUUAUUGCAGCAGUUCAGGCCGGAAAACUUUACCUACCAACACUGCGGCCAAAGAAACCCGCACGGUGUUGUAGAGAGCACGAUCGACCAAGAUUCACGUGCCGAGUAUGGAGAAAUUCCUUGGAUGGUCGCACUAUUGCAGUUACCUGAUAAACGCUACUGCUGUAACGGUGCCCUCAUUGAGAAAAAUGCCAUCCUAACAACAGCCCACUGCAUAACAAACUGUGGGGGAUGGGCGUCGGAGAUAGUGGUGCGAGUUGGUGAAUGGGACAUGAGGUCAACCGCCGAACAGGUGCUUCCACGACUGGACAUUGGCGUUAAAAGAGUACACUUGCAUGGCGACUACGUGAAGUCCUCACUGAUCAACAACAUUGCCUUGCUGGUGCUGAACGAAUCGGUACAAUACCAAGCCACUGUACAGCCAGUUUGCUUGCCAUCGGCGGAGUACAAAUUGAGGAGCCGUGAGAACAUGAUCGCUACCGGAUGGGGUGCCAUGGUUGAAGCGAACGCUACACUCAACCAAACACUGAAAAGACUUGAUCUACAAAGCGUGGAAACGAGUAUCUGCAAGAAGGAACUGAAAACGGAAGAGAGGCGAGCGUUUGAUUUGCACCAUAGCUUCGUAUGUGCUGAUAUCAAUCAUAAGGAAAAGGAAAGACCAUGUAUAGGAGACGCUGGAUCUCCAGUUGUGGUCGAGAUUCCAGGUAUGGUUGAUCGCUACUACCUGCACGGCUUGGUAUCGUGGGGUUAUGGAUGUAAUCAGAGCCGGAUUACGUACAUCGUACUAACGCACGUGGGCCAUUUUCGAAAUUGGAUCGACGGCAUUCUUCAGUCCAUGGUAAAAAAAAAUAGAAAGGGAAAUUCAAGGGGCAAUAAAUAA